AUGAAAGAGGUGGGUAAUGGAUAUGUUUGUCCGAAUGACCGUCAGCUCCAGUUACGUGCAAAGCUCAAUUCUGGUUGGUCUUUUCAUACAUCUCGUACAAACACAAAUCGUACUAUACCCACGGCACUUAGACUAAAUAAUCAACAAACAUUUAAAGAUGAAGAGUUAGAACGAAUCAAGAAAGUAAUUGAACGAGCACAAAGAAUAGAUAUGAUUGAACAAGAACGUGUUGGAAAAUUAAUUGAUCGAUUAGAUAAUAUGAAAAAACAUGCAGCAGGAAAUGGAUCGACACAAUGUGUUCUAUGCGCAGAUAGUUUUGGAAUGUUAGGAGCUUCAUCGGUGGCGUGUACAGACUGUUAUAAGAGUGUUUGUAAUAAAUGUAGCAUUGAAACUGUGAAUCCAGUAAAUCAACAAAUUGUCUCCUUAUGUAAAAUAUGUAGUGAAAAUCGUGAAUUAUGGAAAAAGUCUGGCGCUUGGUUUUUCCGUUCAUUGCCCCGGUAUGUUCUUCCAUCAAAUGUUAAACAAUCUUUGCCAGUGGUUACAAAUUUUACGAAAAGUGGUCAUAAUUCGUCGGACGAUGAUAGUAGUUCUGAUGAACAUCAACAUCGUCCAUCCGGUGACAAAUUUAAUCAUCGACAAUCGCCAUCAUCACCUUUUCCUGCGAUAACUACAAAUCCAUUUCAACAACAAUUUCAACAAAAUCAACAGUUAGAAAAUUCCUCCUCAAUGCCUACAACUAAUGAAAAUAGUAUGGAUUCAUUUAAACUAGAUGGAGAAAGGAGUAAUACAAAAUUGUCAAUUGACGAUUAUCUACCCAAAUCACAAACAAAAUCAGCGUCUGUAUCAGUAAAUGUUAAUAAUAAUAAUAAUAUCGUUCGCAAAUCUUCUAUCAUGAACACGUCACCUAGUAGUGAAGAUUGUGGUUUUGGUUCACUCGAAUUUGAAUUAUUAUACAAAGACAGUCUAAAUAUCUUAACCAUACGUUUAAUUAGAGCAAAACAUUUACGUUCUUGUGAUUCAAACGGUCUCAGUGAUCCAUAUGUUAAAAUUCAUUUGGUACCUGGCGUAGCUAAAGCAACAAAAUUGCGAAGUAAUACCAUACGUCGUACAUUAAAUCCAGAAUUCGAUGAAACAUUAGUAUAUCAUGGCGUCACUGUUGACGAUAUGAAAACAAAAGCACUCAAAUUAACUGUACUUGACGAAGAUUCGAUUGGUGCUGAUUUUAUUGGUGAAUAUCGUUUGAAGUUAUCAUCAAUUAAAUCAGAUAUAAAAGAAUCAUUUUCUAUUUAUUUACAUAAUAAAACAGACGUAAGAUAUCCACUGAACGAACAGACAUCGAAAGAACUAAAUAAAGUGUUUUCUAAAAAGUUGCCUGGUGAUGAAGACAAAACUGAACGUGGUAAAUUAUUAGUUGGUUUACUAUAUUCUAAAUCGACGAAUGAUUUUCAUGUUAAAUGUAUUCGUGGUAGUCAGUUACUUCCCAUGGAUUUUGGGAAAAGUUCAGAUCCAUAUAUUAAAUUAUCGUUAUAUCCACUGCCGGCUGACUCUAAAAGUGGCGAUAAAUGGCGUUUUAAAACAUCUUGUAUUAAAAAAACACUACAUCCAGAAUUUAAUGAAGAAUUUGUUUUUCAUCAAAUACAAUUGAAAGAUUUAAUUAGUAAAACGUUACAAAUUACUGUGUACGACAAAGAUGUGGGCAAGAAAGACGAUUAUAUAGGUGGAUUUGAACUUGGUCAUAAUGGUUCGGGUGAUGAAUUAGCACACUGGUUAACAAUGGUCAAAUCACCAAAUCAAUGGACUGAGAUGAAGUUCCGUGUAAUGCGGAUAAAGUCAUUAGCCGCUCAAACAGCCUUGCGUGAAUCGACAUUCGCUCAGUUAGAUGCAAAUCAACAAGCACAAGAUGAACAAUUACGUUUGUUGAAUGUCGAUCUUCAAUUUAAAUUAUCAAAAACCGAUGGAAUUGUGCAAAAAUUACAAGCUGAUGUGGAAAACAUUAGUCACGGACUACGUGAUAUACAAAAUACCCAACAGGAAUUGAAUCGUAUGAAUGCACAACGAUAUCAAGAAUUAAAAAAUGAGCUUACAACUCUCAGUCAACGAUUAGAUCGUAUGUUUAAUGAACAACAAGUUGUUUUACGUUCAUUCGAAACUGACACAGCUCGAGCAUUGUCAACAGCCGAUUCACGUUCAAGAGCAUUUGUUGAUGAAUUAAGAAGUCAAUUUUUUCAAACAAAAAGUCAGGAUGAUAGUGAACGAGAAAGAAAUGAACAGCGUAUGCAUCAAAAAUUAGAUGAAAUUAAAAGAACACUCGAGAAAUAUGAUCGUCUUGAAAAACGUAUUGAUGAUGUUGUUCAUCAGUUUGAACGUAAAACAGCCACAUUAGAAGAUCAAUAUAAACGCACCGUAUCGGAUUUAAAUCGAAGUAAUGAGACUGUUGAACAAACAGUUUAUAGACGUUUUGAUGAAAAAUAUCAGCGUACAUCAACCAAUUUAGAAAAAGUAAAGAAAGAAAUGCGAACAUGUUUUGAAUCAUUAGAAGGUUCAGUGAAAACAUUACAACGCAUUACCGAUGGACGAAUCAAAGUGGCUGAAGAAAAAUUUGAUAAAGAAAUUGAUAAAGUUCGAAAAAUGGUCGUUCUUAUUUGA
Didymodactylos carnosus is the source of this 2646-nucleotide messenger RNA. Lineage: Eukaryota; Metazoa; Rotifera; Eurotatoria; Philodinida; Philodinidae. The record is from the annotation of a GenBank genome assembly.